AUUCAACAGCUUCUAUGUAUGAGUUUCUUUAUUCUUAAACAUAGAUAUGCCAUAUUCUUUAAUCACACAUUCAUAAACAUAGUUAUGCCAUAUGGUAAUCGGUAAUAAAAUAAUUUUGUAUUGUACAAUCAUCACAAUUCACUCUGUAUUUUGGACUAUUAUUCUGCUAUAGCUUACAUACGUUAUUACAAGCGUUCAUGGACUGUAUACCCUUCCCCAAUGAAGUCCCAGUUCUAUCUUUUGUGAUAGAUAUAUUUUCCAUUUACUUUUUGGGCAUUAUGAUACAGACAGGGAAAGUAAAUAUGAAGCUCAAAGCACUAGUAGAGGCUAUACUUCAUUUAUCUCGCUGAGUAAGUUUCACAAUCAAAGUGAAGGUUAUCUUGUUGAUGACAUUUGCCUUGUCGAAACUGAAAUUUCUAUGCUGACCGACGCUUCUCUAGCUUCCAACGAUAAAGUAAGUUCUUUAUCCAGAUAUAUGCUUGAUUGAAACUGAAGGAAUAUUUUUAUGAUAUUGUGUUAAACAUCAUAUCAUGAGACAUCCGGAAUUCCGGAAACAAUCUUUUAGUGUUUUAGUACCAGAGUAAGACUAUGUACAUUCAACCCUCCUUACCCCAUCGUAUGUUGGACCUUUGCAGGGUAACGUUGUUGCUGUUAUUAUUGUUGUUUGUCUUGAACAUCAUAAUUCUUAAUGAUAUGUUUUUCUCCUACUUGUCUGGGAUCAGGUUGUAGAUUCUUCACUGGCACUUGAUCUGGAUGGAUCUGUUUAUGUAGAGGCUCAAUCGUUUCUAGAGUCACUGCCCAAGAGACCUUCCAGUUUCGGCUGCACGGGAUCCAAUGAUCUAAAAUGUGAAAUGGAUUUCCUCAAAGGAACUUCACAUUCUGCAAAAGAAAUCAUUGACACAUUGAUAUCACACCCUUUGGAUGUUUUGGCUGAACCCCGGAAUGAAACUGCCAUACUCGAGUCUCUGUCUUCUCUAACCGCCCACAUUUAUUUGAAACAUACUUUUCCUGAGAUGAUUCAGGAAUGGAGACGUCAAAGGAAGGGAAGAAGCGGGCAUCCCUGGUCUAGUUUUGAGCACACCCGAAAUUUGCUUGAGGACUUGGUGAAAAGGGGGGAAGGAAUAAAGGCUAAGCUGGAGAAGCUGUACAAGAAAGAAAGGGAAUUUGAAGCUCAGCUCGAGGCUAUUGAGAAUUGCAGUCUAUCUCUCAAGGAGGAAAGGCAAGAAUUAUUAAACCAAAUAAAGAUGGCGUAUUCUCUUGCGGAGGAGCAGGCUAGGAAUUACACUGAAGCAGAAGAGGUGGAGGUUGACCUUGCAAUCAAACAGCUAGAGCUGAGGUUGAAGUCAAAGUGGGCUGCAACCAGACUUCUCUUCUAUUGAGAAUCAUGGCAGGCCGGCCAAGGCUUUAAUUACCUUUCCCAGCAUUUGUCUUUAUCUGCUGUUAAGGGCUCGUUUGAGCGUAUUGUGAGUUUCAACAGGUCAUAAGUUCAUAGUUUUUGUAAUUGUUUCGGUUCCAACUUCUAAAUGAGCAUGAUAGUUGUUAAUUAAAUGAACAUAAUCAGUCAGAGCUCGAUUCAUGUUGAGACUUAUUAUGGAGUUUUGAUACUCUAUAAUAGGGGUGGGCAAAUCGGUUUAGUUCGGUUUCGGUUUCGGUUCGGUUUUAGUUUAUUCAGUUUGAAAGAAUUUGUACCAAACUAAAACCAUUUGAAUUUUGGUUCAGUUUCGGUUUGGUUUUGGUUCAGUUCGAUUUAGUUCGAUUUGAUUCAGUUUCUUAUGUUUAUUAUUUUAUUUGAUCAUGUUCUAUAUUUUAGGAUUAGAACAUGAAA
Molecule: messenger RNA, 1825 nt
Organism: Cuscuta epithymum
Lineage: Eukaryota; Viridiplantae; Streptophyta; Magnoliopsida; Solanales; Convolvulaceae
Source: the annotation of a GenBank genome assembly